AUGACUUCUCCAGGAGAUUCCAUCAACAACCCAAUCGUGCUGGAUGACCCAUCUCAAAUGUCAUCAACACUCGCCGAGCUUGGUCCAACACUUCUGAAUACUUCAUCUCGGGAAUCUUCAACCUUCUCUGACCCUCCAAGCCGGCUUCCUACGCCAGAGGCGCUCCGAGAGAGCAAUGACCCGCAAGAUGAUGAAAAGUCCACCAUCGUUGUUGAGUUGCCCGAUUCAGCCAACUCUGAAUCUUCAGAGGACUCUGUCUACGAAUCAUGCCACUCAGAGUUUGAGGAAGACUCCAAACAGGAAGAAGAAGAACCCAAAAGAACACAAAAGCGUCCACAAGCUCCGACCAAUCGUCUCUAUCAGACUUCUCGCCCCGAGAGUCCACGAAGGAAAGCCGAGUCAGCCAGGAUGAUUGAACGGGAGCGUCGAAGAAAAGAAGCUAUGCAAGCAAAGAUUCUUGAGCGAAAGAGUCGAGCCAGAGAAGCUAAGCGAGCAAAGCUUCUUCUUGACCGAAAGCUCCGGGCAAGAGAAGCCGAGCAAGCAAACAUUCGUGAUCAACAGCGCAGGGCAAUAGAAGCCCAGCAAGCAGAGAUUCGUCAACGGGCCCAACAAACACGAAUAGCUGAAGACGAUGGGACUCCAUUUCAAAGACAUCGGAACUGGGUCCUCAAGAGCAGGCUUCUCGACCGUCCUACUACUCGCCUUCACCCCGCUCGUCCUGGACCCAUCGCCUCAAACGAUCCAACCCGCUUUCAACAGCCUGAUAUCAUGCUCCAGGACAGCCACGCCCGUAGUUUCGUGCACCAGGUUUGGAUCAGUCCAAGUAAUAUGCCGUUCCCAGCGCCGCCCGAGGGAUGCAGAACUCAAGAGGACUUGGUGGAAUACAUAGCUGAUUGCCAGAAAGAGCGAAAUCUCUGGCUUAAGAGAGUUAAGAUUGACAAGCCAACGAGGCGCGCUGAUGAGAUAAUAUAUGCUGAGUAUGGUUGGAGACCGGAUGAAAAGAGGUGGAAUUGGAGUAUUGUCUACGUAGAUGAAGAUGAUGAGGAAGAGCAGGAGGAAGCUGAUGUAGAAGAUGAUGGCCCUCCGAAGAAAAAGAAGAAGCAGAGGAGAGAUGAGCUUCUGGAGGUGGAUGGAUUGAAGACUUGGUUCUAG
Messenger RNA from Mollisia scopiformis, 1152 nucleotides. RefSeq lists its product as uncharacterized. The record is from RefSeq and is a predicted model, not a curated record. The transcript has a single exon. The coding region runs from base 1 to 1152 and encodes 383 amino acids. NCBI's taxonomy places the organism in Eukaryota, Fungi, Ascomycota, Leotiomycetes, Helotiales, Mollisiaceae.